CGAGCGCGGCCCGGGCCCGCUCCUCUGUCGCUUCUCCCCGCGGGGCCCCGCUCGUCCCCGCGCCCGGGGCGGGGGCCCCGCUGCGGCCAUGGCGCGCUGAGGGCCGGCGGGGGCGGCCGGGCCGGGGCGGGGCCGGGCCGGGCCGGGGCCGGGCCGGGGCAGGCGGCAGGACGGAGGCGGCGGGCGGCGGGCGGGCCCGGCGGGCCGGCCGGCACUCGGGCUCGGGCGGGCGGGCGCGGCGGGCGGCGGCGGCCGGGGGAGCUGGCGGCGGGGCUAUGGAGCCGGCCGAGGUGAAGGACCGCAUCCUGGAGAACAUCUCCCUCUCCGUCAAGAAGCUGCAGAGCUACUUUGCUGCCUGUGAAGAUGAGACACCGGCCAUCAGGAACCACGACAAGGUCCUUCAGCGACUCUGUGAACAUCUGGACCAUGCUCUGCUCUACGGCCUGCAAGAUCUUUCCUCAGGCUACUGGGUGCUGGUUGUUCACUUCACCCGCCGUGAAGCCAUCAAACAGAUCGAGGUCCUUCAGCACGUGGCCACCAACUUGGGACGCAGCCGGGCAUGGCUGUACCUGGCCCUCAAUGAAAACUCCUUGGAGAGCUAUUUGAGGCUGUUCCAGGAGAACCUGAGCCUGCUGCACAAGUAUUAUGUCAAGAAUGCCCUGGUUUGCAGCCAUGAUCAUCUGACUUUGUUCUUAACACUGGUGUCUGGGCUGGAGUUCAUCCGCUUUGACUUGGAUCUGGAUGCUCCUUACCUGGACCUGGCCCCAUACAUGCCAGAUUACUACAAACCUCAGUAUCUGCUGGACUUUGAGGAGCGCCUGCCCAGCUCCGUGCAUGGCUCAGACAGCCUGUCCCUCAACUCCUUCAACUCAGUCACCUCCACCAACUUGGAAUGGGAUGACAGUGCCAUUGCUCCAUCCAGUGAAGAUGGAGACCUGACGGACACACUGAGCUGCCCACCCUCCACUGCCUCAGAGGCCAAUGGCAGCAGGGGCUCUGUGAGGAGCCCAACACAGCGCCACAACCCCUUCAACCAGGAGAAGGCUGAGGCCCUGUCCUCUGCUGACACCACGCCGGUGCACACGGCUUCCCAGGAGAAGGCAGAAGCCACCCCUGAAGGAACAGACCAGUCUGAGAGCUGCACGGAGCUGGAGGUCAUCAGGUUGGCCAAGAAGAAGAAAACAGGCAAGAAGAAGAAAGCAAAGCCCGAGGAGGUGGCGAACGCCCCUCCUGCAGUGCCCCAGGGCCAGCAGCCCAGCGGUGACAGCAGCCUGAACGGGCUGAGCGACAGAGAAGAGCCCCCGAGAGACGCUGGUCCCUCGGCGCAGGCGCGGGCGGGCGGGCAGGAGGGCGGUGGGCGCGCUGCCCUGGGCCGGCUGGCUUUGCGCAUCCCCGAGAUGAAGGACACGUCCAUGGAGAGCCUGGGGCAGCCGCUCAGCAAGGUGAUGGACAGGCUGAACGGGCAGCUGGACACCAGUGCCUGGGCGGCCCCCCGGGAGCCCCCCGGGCAGUCCUUUCGGACUGGCACGCCAGGGGAGACCCCAGAUGGAUCGUCCUCUGGCGACUUCAGCGAGGGGAUUUCAGCCCCCAUGGACUUCUACCGCUUUACCAUCGAGAGUCCAAACGCUGCUGCACCAGGUGGUGGCCACCAUGACCCUCCAGGGCCUGGCCAACCGGCACAUGUUUCUGGUAGCCCUGAGGCUCCUGAAGAAGAAGAAAGCAGAAAGGGAGAAGCAGUUGGGGCAGUAGAGGAGUCUGGAGGGACAAGUGAUGAAGCCCAAAGUGUCCAGAUGGAAACCACCGAGCCCCAGGGUCUCCAGGAGCCGAAGAAGGAGCAACCCAGCCCUUCUCCAAGCAGCACUGAGGACUCUGGUGUGGAGGAAGGGCAGGGCAGCCCUUCAGAGCUGACCCAUCCCUCUGAGUUCAGGGUGGAUAACAACCAUCUCCUCCUGCUGAUGAUCCACGUCUUUCGGGAGAAUGAGGAACAGUUGUUCAGGAUGAUCCGAAUGAGCACGGGGCACAUGGAGGGAAACCUGCAGCUGAUCUAUGUCCUGCUGACUGACUGCUACGUGUACCUGAUCCGGAAAGGGGCAGCAGAGAAGCCCUACAUGGUGGAGGAGGCCGUGUCCUACAAUGAGCUGGACUACAUUUCGGUUGGGCUGGACCAGCAGACAGUGACCCUGGUGUGCACCAACCGGAGGAAGCAGUUCCUGCUCGACACCGCGGACGUGGCUCUCACCGAGUUCUUCCUGGUCUCCUUGAAGUCAGCCAUGAUCAAAGGGUGCCGGGAGCCCCCGUACCCCAGUAUCCUCACAGAUGCCACCAUGGAGAAACUGGCACUUGCCAAGUUUGUGGCCCAGGAGUCCAAGUGUGAGGCCUGCAAUGUGGUUGUGCGUUUCUACGGCCUUGUUCACUGGGAAGACCCCAUGGACGAGGCGCUGGGACCCACCACCAACAGCUGCACCUCCAUGGAGAACACGGUCACCAAGGAUGGCAUCCUGCACUACAAGGCAGGGACCUCCUACCUGGGCAAGGAGCAGUGGAAGACCUGCUUCGUGGUGCUCAGCAACGGGAUCUUGUACCAGUACCCGGACCGCACGGACGUCACCCCUCUGCUCUCCAUCAACAUGGGCGGCGAGCAGUGCGGGGGAUGCCGGCGCUCCAACACCACCGACCGGCCCCACUCCUUCCAGGUGAUCCUGACGGACCGGCCCUCCCUGGAGCUGAGCGCCGAGAACGAGGAGGACAUGGCAGACUGGAUGCAGUACUUCUGCCAGGCUGUCUCCAAAGGGGUGAUCCCCCAGGGUGUUGCCCCCAUGCCUUGUGUCCCCUGCUGCCUCGUGCUGACAGAUGAGAAGGUUUUCACUUGCCACGAGGACUGCCAGACAAGCUUCUUCCGCUCGCUGGGCACCGCGGAGCUGACGGACAUCAGCGCUGUCUCCACCGAGGCCAGCAAGGAAUACUGCAUCCUGGAGUUUGCUCAGGACCGCAAGCAGUUUCUGCCCCCCUGGGUCCUCUAUUUUAGUUGCACUACAGAACUGGAGAGGUUCCUGUCGGCGCUGAACACCGCGUGGAGGAACAUCUACCAGGUCGACCUCCUGCACAAGGCCAUUCUGGACGCUGCCAUCAAGAAGAAGUGUGAGGACGCUCAGAGCCUCAUCGGCAGCGCCUGGCAGCGCAGCGACAGCCUCUGCCGCGGGCGGGCGGAGCGGGACCCCUGGUGUUAGCCCUGCCUGGGGAAAGGACAGCUGAUGGGGGCUCCUUUUUGGAGAACAGAGCCUGUGCCUGGCUGCCCCGCAGCCAACGGGCCCCCAAGCCCUCCUGUCAUGGCUCAGCCCCCACCAGGAGCGUUGCCUGCAGGCAGGAGCCCGUCCCUGCCACCCUCUCCACUGAGUCAGGGACAUCCAGCAGGUUUUGGGGAGCAACGAGAUGCUUCACCAGGCUGGAGGCAAAGCCAAGGCCUGCAGAGGAGACUGCCCUCCUUGUCCAGCUGCCACGGGGCAAAAGGAUUUGCCUUUCACAGAAUAAUAUCCCACUAGUAGUGAGGGAGAGGAUGGGAGCGGGGUGGGCUGGGUGAGCAUCCCCCCGUCGUGGCGGGGAGCAGGACUGAGGAGUUGUUCAUUUUAGAACAGAGUAGAGGAGCAGAGGUGGAGAUGGGAACCCCACACUGUGGCUGUGCAUGUUUUCUCCUUGCUGAUACAAUCACUGAGUCUGGCACUGCUUGUCUUCUCCUUUGGGCAUCUCCCAGCACCAAGAGAUCACACCCACCAUGGGCCUCUGGACAUCACAAAGCCAUUCCCCAGCCUGUCCAAGAGAUUUGAGGGUAAGGAAGAAGAACCAGGGCCAAAAAUUUGGCCUUGAACAUCCCAGGGCUGUUUUAGGAGAUCUCAGAAGAUGACUUUGAUGGCUGGACACUGGUGCCAUAUGCUGGGGGAGAGAAGAGAUGGAGUCUGUUCUUCAGGUGUCCUAAAGGAUGUUGUCACACAGCUGUCCCCAUCUUCUUGAGUUGCUGCAUCCCGGGCCAGCAAGGACCUGCCCUCCACAGCCAGGCCUGUGGGGCACAAGCCCAGCUUUUAAAUAAUAAUAAUAAUAAUAUUAAUAAUUAUAAUAAUCUGGAGACCUUCUCAUGUAAUAUAUGUUCACGGGGCCUUUUUUGGGGAGGAAACGUACAUGACUGAAUGUAUAUGUAUAUACAUCUGCUUCCUUCCCCCCUCCCUGAAUAAAUACCCAUUGGUAACUCA
Messenger RNA from Apus apus (common swift), 4241 nucleotides. It is a transcript of the gene PLEKHM2, whose product is annotated as pleckstrin homology and RUN domain containing M2. Gene Ontology annotation, cellular component: endosome membrane. The transcript has 19 exons. Gene Ontology annotation, biological process: regulation of protein localization; Golgi organization; positive regulation of membrane tubulation. Gene Ontology annotation, molecular function: kinesin binding. Bases 276 to 3227 code for a protein of 983 amino acids. NCBI's taxonomy places the organism in Eukaryota, Metazoa, Chordata, Aves, Apodiformes, Apodidae. The record is from RefSeq and is a predicted model, not a curated record.